Messenger RNA from Urocitellus parryii (Arctic ground squirrel), 2481 nucleotides. RefSeq names its product plastin 1 (gene Pls1). Gene Ontology annotation, molecular function: calcium ion binding; actin filament binding. Gene Ontology annotation, biological process: actin filament bundle assembly; actin filament network formation. Gene Ontology annotation, cellular component: cytoplasm; actin filament; actin filament bundle. The record is from RefSeq and is a predicted model, not a curated record. NCBI's taxonomy places the organism in Eukaryota, Metazoa, Chordata, Mammalia, Rodentia, Sciuridae.
CGGGCGCGCAGAGGUAGCUGCAGAGUCGACCUGCGGGGCUCGGGGAUCCCCAGCCGGAGCUGCAGUACGAUCGCAGCAGAUAAAAAGUCCUGAAGUAGUCUUUCCUGUCCAAAGAUGGAAAAUAGUACCACUACCAUCUCUCGGGAGGAGCUUGAAGAACUGCAAGAAGCAUUUAAUAAAAUAGAUAUUGAUAACAGUGGGUAUGUUAGUGACUAUGAACUUCAGGACCUAUUUAAGGAAGCAAGCCUUCCUCUUCCUGGCUACAAGGUACGCGAGAUUGUGGAGAAAAUUCUAGCAGUUACUGACAACAACAAAGAUGGCAAAAUCACUUUUGAAGAGUUUGUGUCACUAAUGCAAGAGUUAAAAAGCAAAGAUAUCAGCAAAACAUUCCGAAAAAUAAUUAACAAGCGGGAAGGGAUUACUGCUAUUGGGGGAACUUCAUCCAUUUCCAGCGAGGGCACACAGCAUUCUUACUCAGAGGAAGAAAAAGUGGCUUUUGUUAAUUGGAUAAACAAAGCCCUAGAGAAUGACCCUGACUGUAAGCAUCUUAUACCUAUGAAUCCCAACGAUGACAGCCUUUUCACAUCUCUUGCAGAUGGCAUCCUUCUCUGCAAAAUGAUCAACUUAUCUGAACCAGAUACAAUUGAUGAAAGAGCCAUUAAUAAGAAAAAGCUCACUCCUUUUACUGUUUCUGAAAAUCUAAACCUAGCCCUGAAUUCUGCUUCAGCCAUUGGUUGUACAGUGGUCAACAUUGGUGCACAGGACCUCAAAGAAGGAAAACCUCACUUGGUUUUGGGACUUCUCUGGCAGAUCAUCAAAGUUGGUCUUUUUGCUGAUAUUGAGAUUUCCAGGAAUGAAGCUUUGAUUGCAUUGCUGAAUGAAGGUGAAGAACUGGAGGAGCUGAUGAAGCUUUCUCCAGAGGAGUUACUUCUACGGUGGGUAAACUACCACCUCACCAAUGCAGGAUGGCGCACUAUCAGCAACUUCAGCCAAGACAUCAAGGAUUCAAGAGCAUAUUUUCAUCUGCUUAAUCAGAUUGCCCCUAAAGGUGACCGAGAAAAUGGAACUGCCAUUGCCAUUGACCUUUCAGGAUUUAAUGAGAGAAAUGACCUGAAGCGUGCUGAAUUCAUGCUUCAAGAAGCAGAUAAACUAGGCUGCAGACAGUUUGUUACUCCUGCUGAUGUGGUUUCAGGCAAUCCUAAACUUAAUUUAGCCUUUGUAGCUAAUCUUUUUAACACAUAUCCAUGCCUACACAAACCUGAUAAUAAUGACAUCGAUAUAAAUUUAUUGGAAGGAGAGAGCAAGGAAGAGCGGACUUUUCGGAACUGGAUGAAUUCCUUGGGGGUCAACCCAUAUAUUAAUCAUUUGUACAGUGACCUUGCAGAUGCUCUAGUGAUCUUUCAGCUCUAUGAAAUGAUUCGAGUGCCAGUUGACUGGAGCCAUGUCAACAAACCUCCUUAUCCUGCUCUUGGAGGAAACAUGAAGAAGAUUGAAAACUGUAACUAUGCAGUGGAGCUUGGGAAGAAUAAAGCCAAAUUCUCCUUGGUUGGUAUUGCUGGGCAGGACCUAAAUGAAGGGAAUUCAACACUUACUCUGGCAUUGGUAUGGCAGCUGAUGAGAAGGUAUACAUUGAAUGUGUUAUCAGAUCUUGGAGAGGGUGAAAAAGUGAAUGAUGAAAUUAUUAUUAAAUGGGUCAACCAGACUCUUAAAAGUGCAAACAAAAAUACUUCUAUUUCCAGCUUCAAGGAUAAAUCUAUUAGCACAAGUUUACCUGUUCUAGAUUUAAUAGAUGCCAUUGCACCAAAUGCAGUUCGUCAAGAAAUGAUCAAGAGAGAAAACCUUUCUGAUGAGGAUAAACUGAACAAUGCUAAAUAUGCCAUUUCAGUUGCUCGAAAGAUUGGUGCUCGGAUUUAUGCAUUACCUGAUGACCUCGUAGAAGUAAAACCAAAGAUGGUUAUGACGGUGUUUGCAUGCUUAAUGGGAAAAGGACUGAACAGAAUAAAAUAAUGAAACUAUAUGGUCGUCUGCCACAUUAAACACAUUGAAUGCCUCACAGUUUACAGAAUUAUGAAAUGUAGUGGGUAUCAAAUCAGAGUAUUUGUAUGUUUAAAAUAGAUGUAUUCAUUAAUGAGUUUGACAUCCUAUUCAUAUUAGUUAGAAUUAUCAUCUUUUUGGAUAACACCAUUUACUUACCAAUAACAYACUGACAGUAGAAUGUUUGUUAUUAAACUGAUAUUUCAUGAUUAAAUUACUUUUGUUUCCUAAAAGUCUUAAAAGGCAAGAUUAAUUCAUUCUUUUUCUAUAGUUAAAAAAAUCAGUAAAAAAAAAGUUUUCUCUUGUUUUGCAGGUUCUGCUGUGAAUGUGUUUUGACUUUGGUGUGUUAUUUAAUUGUGAUCUAAUGUAUUCAAAGUCAUAAUCCAGUCUAAUCCUUUUAUUUUUUUCUCCAACUAUGUAAAGUGGUCUAAAAAUUUAACUUUCUAU